Blastomyces dermatitidis ER-3 is the source of this 3584-nucleotide messenger RNA. RefSeq names its product flavodoxin and radical SAM domain-containing protein. NCBI's taxonomy places the organism in Eukaryota, Fungi, Ascomycota, Eurotiomycetes, Onygenales, Ajellomycetaceae. Gene Ontology annotation, molecular function: 4 iron, 4 sulfur cluster binding; catalytic activity; FMN binding. The transcript has 2 exons. Gene Ontology annotation, biological process: wybutosine biosynthetic process. The record is from RefSeq and is a predicted model, not a curated record. The coding region runs from base 403 to 2823 and encodes 806 amino acids.
CAAGAUGUGAUUCAUAGAUGCUCAGGGGGGGGGGCGAUAAUAGACAAAUGUAAAGGGGGGGUGCUUACUUGAAGUAAAGUCGACUGGAUUUUAAAAAAAGGAUGCGGAUGUAGGAGGCUUAAAUACUUUUCGCGGCAGGCGCUAGCGAUACGCUAGCCAUAAGCGAGAUCUGGAUCAGGUAACCACGGCUAGGUUGGGGAAGCGACCGACUUAGGGCUGAUAUGUCAUGUGAACGAAAUUUUAGACUGAAAUAAACAAGGCUAACAUAGCAAACAGAGCAAACAAGCCGCCAAAAAGUCCAGUAUUUGACCCCAACCCAGGUUCAUUUUUGUUUCGACGACGAGAUAGAUAUUAUACCACCCGCGUUCUUGGCCGAAGCAGGUGUAUGUAAAUAAUAUCAAAAUGGCUUGGGAAGACCUGGGAAUUGUUGCACGGGGACUUCUCACCUUGUGGCAUCGAUACCGAGCCCCCAUCUUUCUACUCGCAGCUGUGAUCUUUACUGUCGUGUGGCUAGCUCCGAGAAAUUCUCAACCCAAUACUCCAGAACCUGAUUCACUUCCUGCCUCUCAAAAUAAGAAUCAGAAUCAAAACGCAAAAUCAGAGCUGGAGUCAUUCUCCAGCAAUGACCAAGCGGCAGCCGAUUUACCCAAGCGCCAUCGUUCAAGGUCCUCCUCCGUUGAUAACAGACCUAAACAAGUUACGCAACCUGCUAAUGGGCCUAAGAGGGUACGCGGCAUCAAACCGGAGAAGAAUGGCGCCAAACACCAGAUCGGCGGCGGAGGAUUACCCCGGGGCAUUGUCAUCCAACCUCUUGUAUUUUACGCCUCCUUGACCGGUGCUACUGAAACAUAUGCCAAAUCAUUCUGUGAUAGACUACAAAAAGCAUCUCACCCAUUACUAGAGAAUAAUGGUAAAACAAACAUCCUACCUCCAGAGUUACAUGAUCUAUCUUAUAUCGAGCUUGACGACUAUUUCAUCACCGCGCCGAAACCGCCCGAGUCAGCUCCGAAUACCAGGUUCCUUUACUGCAUUUUGAUCCCGACAUACAAUAUCGAUACGAUGAUUAAUACCUUUUUGGGUCAUUUAGAUGAUACGCACAAUGAUUUCCGCAUCGAUACGUCUGCCCUGUCUGGGUUGGUCGGGUAUUCCGUUUUCGGCUUUGGCGAUCGGGAGGGCUGGCCGACGGAGGAGGAAGGGUUCUGUUCACAGGCGAAAGCAGUAGAUCGAUGGAUGGCCAAGUUGACUGGGAAAAAGAGAACAUAUCCAUUAGGAAUGGUGGAUGUGAAAGGAGACAAUAUCCAAAAAGUCCUGAAUGAAUGGUGUGAUGGAUUGACCGAUGUUAUGUUCGACGUAAUGACGUCCGGAGGACUGGGCGAGGGUGUUCGUGGAAGCGGUGAUCCCGUGGAAAGUGACGAGGAAGAUAUAGAUGACGACGGCGAAGACAUCAACGAGAAUGGUGUGAACCGUCGGAAUAAGGGCAAGAAUGAACAGAUUAUGGACCUUGAAGACAUUAACUUCGGCGGUUCCAACAGCAGGAACGCAUUUGCUAAUGCUCAACCAUUGCCUGUCGAUUUCACAACACAGUCCCGCGCUCAAGCUUCCAAACCUGCCUCUCAGCUAGAAAUGGUGCCUACCUCAUCACCUACCUACGCCGCUCUGACCAAGCAAGGAUACACAAUAGUUGGAUCGCAUUCGGGUGUGAAAAUAUGCCGGUGGACCAAGUCCGCCUUGCGAGGUCGUGGCUCCUGCUAUAAGAAUUCUUUUUACGGAAUUAAAUCCCAUCUUUGUAUGGAAACAACCCCAUCGCUCUCUUGCAGCAACAAAUGUGUAUUCUGUUGGCGCCACGGAACAAACCCCGUUGGAACUACCUGGCGCUGGAAAGUGGAUCCUCCUGAUCUCAUUUUUGAUGGAGUUAAGGCUGAACACUAUAAGAAAAUUAAAAUGCUUCGUGGUGUGCCUGGUGUUCGGGCUGAACGCUUUGCUGAAGCCAUGAGUAUUCGACAUUGUGCGUUGAGCUUGGUCGGGGAACCGAUAUUUUAUCCCCACAUCAACAAGUUCCUGUCUCUCCUUCACAAUGACCGUAUUUCUAGCUUCCUGGUCUGCAAUGCACAGCAUCCGGAUGAACUUGCGGCGCUUCAUCGCGUUACGCAACUGUAUGUCUCCAUUGACGCGAGCAACCGCGAUAGCCUACGGAAAAUUGACCGCCCCCUUCAUCGUGACUUCUGGGAACGAUUCCAACGCUGCCUUGACAUAUUACGAGAAAAGAGAUACCUCCAGCGGACUGUCUACAGGCUUACACUUGUCAAGGGCUUCAAUGUGGAUGAGGAAGCUGCUGGUUAUGCUGAUCUUGUGGAAAAAGGUCUUCCCUGCUUUGUGGAGGUGAAGGGAGUAACCUUUUGCGGCACAAGCACUAGUGCUAGUGCUGGGCUAACCAUGCAAAACGUUCCGUUCUACGAGGAAGUUGUAACUUUUGUCGUUGCAUUAAACGCUGAGCUAACCCGGCGCGGCCUCGGGUACGGCAUUGCAGCCGAGCAUAAGCACAGCUGCUGUGCACUGCUUGCGUCCAACAGAUUCUACGUCAACGACAGGUGGCAUACGAGAAUUGACUACGACAAGUUCUUCACUCUCCUGGAAAAGGAAAAGAACGAGGGCAUACCAUUCCGGCCUGAAGACUAUAUGAGGGAAACUGAAGAAUGGGCGUUGUGGGGAAAUGGAGGGUUUGAUCCGAAGGAUACACGUGUGCACACUCGGGGAAGAAAUAAAGCAAAGCUAAAUGCAGCUCUGAAGGAAGCCCAGGACGCUAGCGUUUCUGCUAAGGGCUGAGGCGUAAACUGUGGCUCAAACUUUCUUUUGUCCGUACAUUAGUUCCAGUGGCUUGCGACAUAGCGAUUUGAGAAGCAAUUCCAUUCUGUGUUUCAGGCCACGGACAAUUGUCGUCACCUCUAACUUUUCGCUGCAGAAGUAAGGCUCUGAUCUGCCGCUUCGCUGCUAGUGUUCCAGUAUCGGCUGUCCAUUUACUGCGCCCGUAGCGACUGUUCUGUGCCCAGGGGUGAGGGCAUCCCGUCCUGCCACAGUGGACUCAAGCUGCAGGACCAUCAUAACAGCCAUCACUGCCCAUACCCUCGAUAAAGAUAUUCUCCGGAAACAGGAAGGGGACCUCGAUAGCUCGUAUGGCUAGAAGCUUGUACGGCUACUUGGAUGCGUUUAAGAGUCCGGAGAAAACCUUGAUCUCCCUUUGUUUGGAACCUACAAGUAAGGUGGCAGGGAGAAAUUGAAAUGAUCGCUGUUAAAUCGGCCCUAGUGGCACAACCAGUACAAUCUCUGUCGAUCAAAAUUGUUUUCCCCUGGCGUAGAAUAAUUAAUAGGUUUCUUGUUAACUAUGUUGAAUCAUUACUUUACCUACCAUUGACAGAGUGGUAUUCAGCCGAAAAGGAAGGUUAUUUACGCCAUCGCAAAGUUGACACCCCAGAAAAUUUUUUAGCUACAUGCUUCGAGGUAUAUUUCUGAACACUUGGCAGCAAGCUUGUGUAUUAAGGCACGUUUGCAGGGGUAAUGCUUUCUAUAAUAUUUAUGAAGAAUAUGUA